CCCAAAACAAACAAACACGCUUUUUCCAAGGAGAGACUCUAUCUACAACCUAGAGUCAUUCAGGAGAGCUGUAAAAAAAAUCAGGCUUUUUCCGAGGAAAGAUGUCGUCGCUUCUUAUACUGGCUGUCUCACCCCCCCACCCUGAACUGAACUCUUACUGGAUCUUUACAGGGAGGCCGCCAUUUUGUAGACCCGCGAAAAACAGCCGUAGAUGGAGCCGGACAGAGAGAGGGAGAGGGUGGAGAGGUGAGGGAAGAGCAGCAGAUACAAAGCGCUGGUCUCUGCUUUGGGCUUCUCAUGACGAUAUUAACAACCUGGAAUACUUUUAUAAGGAACCGUUUUGAUCGCUGUGACCCGUGGACCCUUACGGACUAAAGGAAUACAGACAAUGGAGGAAUGGAGGGAGAACCGGAGUUCUACACGUCUAAACGACCCUGACUCUCUGCGUCUCUCCCUCCUCAUCCGUCCUCCUGUCCGUCUCCUCCUCGGCCCGUCUGUCCAGCAUGUCGUUGAAGGUCCAGACCAGCAACGUGACCAACAAGACAGACCCAAAGUCCAUCAACUCACGGGUGUUCAUCGGGAACCUGAACACAGCGGUGGUGAAGAAGUCCGAUGUGGAGACCAUCUUCUCCAAGUACGGCCGUGUGCUGGGCUGCUCCGUGCACAAGGGCUACGCCUUCGUCCAGUAUGCCAGCGAGAGGCACGCCAGGGGGGCGGUGAUCGGCGAGAACGGCAGGGUGCUGGCCGGACAGACGCUCGACAUCAACAUGGCCGGAGAGCCGAAGCCAAACAGAGCCAAAGGCCUGAAGAGAUCAGCAGCUUCUCUCUACAGUGGCUACGAGUUUGACUACGAUUACUACAGAGAAGACUUCUACGACAGGUUGUUUGAGUACCGUGGCCGGGUGUCUCCGGUUCCUCGGGUGGUGCCCGUCAAACGCCCGCGGGUGGCGGUGCCUCUGGUACGACGGGUCAAAUCGUUGCCAGUCAAACUGCUGACUCGUAACGCCUCCGUCCUUCCCACCAGCAACUGCAACAGACAGAGAUCAGUGAGAAGCACAGAGCUUCAGGCGAUCAAGUCAGAGUUGACUCAGAUUAAAACCAACAUCGAAGCUUUACUGGGCAGACUGGAGCAGAUCACGGAAGACACACACAUCACAGCCACAGAGUUGAGGAAGGCAGAGGCGUGUAAAAACAAGGAGGUGUGGCAGGAAGGGAAGGAGUCAAGCUCAGAGCUGGACGAGGAGGAGGAGGAGGAGCAGAGACAGAACAGCACCGCUGAGGAGGAGGACGAAGACGACCAGGAAGAGGAGGAAGGAGAGCACACGCAGGACGACGCCCACAACCACAUGGAAAACAGUCGCCUAUCAUCAGAGCUGGACUCCAUCCACCCCUGAGAGGUGGAGUGGACUGUGGAGGACGAGACAGACAGACAGACAGACAGACAGACAGAGAGAGAGGGAGAGAGCGAGCCUUGGAUUGACAGAGAACUGGAUAACAGCACAGGAAGGCCAUCAAACAGCAGGGAGCCAGACUCCCGCUCACAACUGUAAAAACACACAGCAGAGAGACAGACCCGACACUUUGUCAGAGCCACAGGAAGAUACUAAAACAGCAGGGUACUGCCAGAACACAUCAUAAACUGAUGAGUUACACACACACACACACACACACACACACACACACACACACACAAACACACAAAGCAAAGGAAAUAGACAUGAUUCUGUGUCAGAGCCACAGGGAAACAGUAAAACAGCAGGCUGCUGUCAAUGCAUCUUAAACCAACAGAUUUUACAAACACUGACACACACACACACAGACACACACACAGACACACACACACACGCACACACGCACACACCCAUGUGUGGGGAAGCUGGAGCUGUGGAACAGGCCGAGCAGUUCGACGACUAAAAACUCUGUUAGUGCAAAUUCCUCUGAGAUGAAAAUGAAAGACGAAACCACAGAUGACCACAGAGCUGAGGGGGCGGAGCCACAAGACCACUGUCACUGCUGCUUACAAACCUGGUACACAGUUUGAAUUCAGUCACAUUCAUAACAAGGUCAUUUGGUUCAACUGCAGUUAGAUUUUUAAAACUUUGAAAUUAGUUUGACACCAGUGAGAAAUGAACAUAUCUGAUUGAUCAGUAUUGAUCAGUUAAUGUUGUAUAGAUCAGAGUAAAUGAAGGCCAGGUUGCAUUAACAAGGAAACGUACUGAAUGUUUCUCUGAAGCCACGCCCACACUGAUAAGUUUUGAAUUUAAAACCAAAACAAUCUCGGUCCACACAAACACACCUGAAAACACCUGAGCAUUCGCCUGCACUGAGCGUGUGCGAGUCGGUGUAAACAGGAAGUAGCUUGUCUCCUCUGCAGUAAAGCCUCUGAAGGAGGAACAGCAGAGACAGUUGUAGCAUUAAAACAGAGAAUGUAAGUGAACAGCAGCUGCUGCAAAGACAACAAGGUCAGUAACACUGUCAUUCAUUAUCAUGUUGUAUUCACCACUGGUAGUCCAGGCUGAUGACAGCCAAUCAGGAGAGACCCUGGCUGUGACCUCAUCGUUUACACUCUCUGUCCAGACUACAACACGACCCAAGAGUUUUCAAAAUAAAACACAACUCCAGAGUUUUCAAAAUAAAACACAACUCCAGAGUUUUCAGAAUAAAACGUGUCCAGCAGAGUUUCUGAAAGUCUCGGUUUGAGCGUCUGAAGACUCUGGAGUUGUGUGGACAGAGGAGGAAGUGUAGAAGAAGAGAUGAGUUUUAAAACUAAAACGCCAUGUGGGCGGAGCCUGAGACUCCUUCAGACGACCUCUAACAGCUGCUGUGUCCCUCCACGCUGCAUGAAUUAAACCAGAUUUGGUUAAAGAAAACAGCGGCAGCUCCACAUCCCGAGCACUGACUCAACAAGAUACAGAAGGUGUCACCACAUCAUCAGUAUUGAUGAGGGCUGAUAUCUGAAACCUGUAGAAAUUAUAUAGAUAUUUAAGACUGUAGAUUUGAUUCAUGAACUUUGAAUCACUCUGAGAUUGAGCAACUCCAACACAGAGUUUCAAUCACUGAUGCCAAACUAGAGGAACUCGGCAUGGGGUCAGGAGAAGCUGAGUAAAGGUGAAAUAUAAAAACAGGUUUUAUUAUUAAUCACCAGCACGUGUUCACAGGUUUAUUAUCCUGAAGCUGCGAGCUGCUCCUUCAUAUUCUGAAAUUCACAAAUAACACAUGGGGCUUUUAUUACAGGUGAGAAGGUUCGAAGCAACAAUUAAAAAAGUAAAAAAUGACAAAACAACCAAUGUUUUAUAUGAUGACUUCGGCUCCUCAGUGACUUCUGACCCCGUCUGAGACACUCAUGAAAAUACAAGCUCUUUUCUCUGACUGUUAAUGUCUGUGACAGUUGAGAGGAAACGCUCCACAGCAGCUGUAAAACACUGGUGGAUCAGCAUGUUUCAGUCCUUCACACGUCACUUCACUGUGUUCACGCAGUUCUGAGCUUCAGGUUCAACUCUGCUGUUUGCAAUGAAUCUGGUCUUUUUCCCGCCGCUGCUCCUCCUCAUGACUCGGAGCUGCAGGUGUGAGGUGCCUGAGGAGAAAGAACCUUUUUCUCCUGUUGAUAAUGUGAAUCUGUAAAGACCCUCCCACCUGUGUCUCCAUGUCAUCCUUCCUUUCCUCUCAUUCACCCACUUCUUCACUGAACAACAGGUGUAGUGCUGCUGGAGCGCACCUGAGCGACGCUCCGCCACUUCUUUUCUCCAGGUGAUGAAAUCAAAUAUUUGAAAUUUAUAUAUAUUAAUUUAUAUAUUUUUUAAGCGCAUGAAGAUCUGAUCGUCACUAAAGCGUUGGUCAUGUAGAGAGCCAAUUAAAACUAGAAUCACCACCUCCACCAACCAAGUAUCAGGAAAUCCCUCCUCCUGCCUCCUCCCUCCCUCCUGCCUCCUCCCCCCUCCCUCCUCCUGCCUCCUCUCUCCUUCCUACUUCCUCCCUGCUUCCUCCUUCCUGCCUCCUCCCUCCUUCCUGCCUCCUCCCUCCUUCCUGCCUCCUCCCCCCUCCCUCCUUCCUGCCUCCUCCCUCCUCCCUCCUUCCUGCCUCCUCCCUCCUCCCUGCUUCCUGCCUCCUCUCUCCUCCCUGCUUCCUGCCUCCUCUCUCCUUCCUGCCUCCUCCCCCCUUCCUCCUUCCUGCCUCCUCCCCCCUCCCUCCUUCCUGCCUCCUCCCCCC
Molecule: messenger RNA, 4206 nt
Organism: Seriola aureovittata
Lineage: Eukaryota; Metazoa; Chordata; Actinopteri; Carangiformes; Carangidae
Gene: raly
Product: RALY heterogeneous nuclear ribonucleoprotein
Exons: 9
Coding region: 504-1394 (296 amino acids)
Cellular component (GO): nucleus
Molecular function (GO): RNA binding
Source: RefSeq, a predicted model, not a curated record